Drechmeria coniospora is the source of this 567-nucleotide messenger RNA. RefSeq lists its product as uncharacterized. NCBI's taxonomy places the organism in Eukaryota, Fungi, Ascomycota, Sordariomycetes, Hypocreales, Ophiocordycipitaceae. The transcript has 3 exons. The coding region runs from base 1 to 567 and encodes 188 amino acids. The record is from RefSeq and is a predicted model, not a curated record.
AUGCAGUUCAAGUUUCUCGCCGUUGCAUCCAUCGCACUCUCGACCGCCGGACCGGUGGCCGCUUUACCCGCCGGCGUAACCGUCAAUGCCAACGCCAUCGUGAAGACGGCCGUUGACCUCUCCAGCCUCACCACCAAGACUGUCGACCUGCUCAAGACGGCCAAUACAGGCAACAUCCUCUCCGUCCUGCCGAAAGUCACGGCCAACAUCAAGUCCAUCACAAAGACUGCCCAGGACAGCGUCAAGGCCAUCCAGAGCUCCGCGGACCCCAAGUUUGCGGCAAACGUGCAGUAUGACAUCUGCAAGACAUACAACUCUUUGAUCAAAGUGGAGAAGAGCCUCGCGCAGAGCCUCAUUGACCAGAAAUCCCUCGUGACCCCGAUCCUGGCUUUGCCCCUGAAUCUCGCUCUCGCUCCCAUCAAGGGCGCCCUCUCCGAUCUCACCAAGACCGUCGGCGGGCUCGUGCCUGUGUGCAACGUUGACCUGAAGACCAACCAGAAGACGCUCGACGACCUUUUGGCCAAGGUUAACUCGCUGUACAAUAUCCUGAAGCUUAUCGGCUUCUAA